UCCCUUAUGCGCCUUCCUCCCUCCCCUCUUUCUCUCUCUCACACACUUUCUCUCUCUUCGCCAUGGAGGCCCAACCUCCAACCCCCUCCACCGCGCCUCCGCCGCCGCCGCAGCACCUCAACUACCCCGACUCCGUCGAGUCCUCCCCACGCUCCCGUAACACCGAUUCCUGGGAUGAGCCCUUCGCGCCGGCGUCGUCGAAGCUCCGCCUCAUGUGCAGCUACGGAGGCCACAUAGUGCCGCGGCCCCACGACAAGUCCCUCUGCUACGUGGGCGGCGACACGCGCAUCAUCGUGGCCGAACGCGCCACCUCACUCGCGGAGCUCUCCACGCGCCUCUCCAAGACCUUCCUCAAUGGACGUCCCUUCACGCUCAAGUACCAGCUCCCCAACGAGGACCUGGACUCCCUCAUCUCCGUCACCACCGACGAAGACCUUGAAAACAUGAUCGACGAGUACGACCGCACCGCCGCCGCCGCCGUCAAACCCUCCCGCAUCCGCCUCUUCCUCUUCCCCACUAAACCCGAUUCCACUCACUCCAUCCCUCCCCAAAUCCUCGACACUUCAGCAAAAUCCGAAGAUUGGUUCCUCAAUGCCCUAAACGGCGCCGGAUUGCUCAACCGAGGCUUUUCCGAUUCCGCUUCCGUUAAUUGCCUCCUCGGCCUCGACGAUGAAGUUGCCGCGAAUGCUCUCGAACAGGGUUCCAGGGACGUCGGGGAUGGAGGCAGCGGCGCCGCCGCCGCCGCUUCCCAAGGUGGAUCCUUCGGAAACGGGAAGAAUUUGAAGCAGGAUGUUCACUCCGUUCCCGAUUCGCCCAUGCUGGAGACGACGUCGUCGUUCGGGUCCACUUCGUCGUCGCCGUCGCUGGCGAAUUUGCCGCCGAUUAGGGUUCACGCCGUGGAGGAUCAGAAGGUGAUGGGGAUUGAGGAGCAGUUCGCUCAGAUGGGGGUUGGAGUGGGGCAGAAGCAGGAUGAGGGUUUUGUUUUGCUGUCUUCGCCGCCGCCUCCACCUGUACCGGCCACGCUCGCCGCCGUGGGGGUUCCGCUUGCGGCGGGGGCGGUGGUCGCCGGGGAGUAUCAUAAUCGGGUCAUCUCCGAUGAUGAGAGAUCCGAUCACGGGGUUCCGGUUGGGUAUAGGAAACCGCCCACUCCUCAGCCACAGGCUCAGACACAACAAUUACAGACACAAUCACAAACACUUGCGCCUCAAUUUCAACAGAAGUCAACUGGUGGUGGCGGCGUUGCUGAUUUGCCUUCUCCCGAUUCAGUUUCAAGUGAUAGUAGUCUUGCAAAUGCAAUUUCGCGUCAGAAACCUGCUGUUUAUCAAGAUCAAGUUCAGAUUCAAUCAGGGACUACAAGGGUUCCUAGUAACCCUGUGGAUCCGAAGCUUAAUGUGUCUGAUUCGCAUGGUCGGAUUCAGAUGCAGCAGCAUGUACAGGACCCUGGAUAUUUGUUGCAGCAACAAUUUGAACAGCACCAGCAGCCACUGCCGCAACAGCAAUUUGAACAGCUCCAUCAUCAGCAGCAACAACAACCGCAACAACAGCAGCAGUUUAUACAUGGCACACACUUCAUUCACCAUAACCCUGGAAUUUCUGCGUACUAUCCUGUAUAUCCUUCUCAGCAACAUCCCCAGCAUCAGCAGGUUUACUAUGUGCCUGCUAGACAGGCUCAGGCUUACAACUUGCCUGUGCAGCAGGCUAAUAUUGGUGAGUCCACGGGGAACAUCCCUUCUAACCGGCCACAAACUCCGCCGAAUCCUGCUACAUUGGUUCCACAACCCGGUGCUUACAAUCCUAUGAGAAAUGCUCCCAUGCCUAAAACUGAAAUGAGUGCUUACAGAGCUGCAACUGCAGGCACCCCACAACUAGUUCAAGUUCCUACAAGCCAGCAUCAGCAACAGUAUGUCACUUACUCACAGAUUCAUCAUCCAUCUCAGUCCAUGGCUCCCAAUUCUGCUGCCCCUGCCAAUUAUGCUUUCGAUUAUGCGGAUCCUGCUCAUGCUCAAAUAUACUAUUCUCAACCUCUGGCACCCACAAUGCCCUCACAGUACCAGACUAUGACAGCCGCUGCUGUGAUGAUGCAGGAUGGUUCAGCCCAGCAUCCCUCAGACAGUGUGAAGCAGCAGAUAAGAACCUCACAGCCAUUAUAAACCAGUCCUUCAAUAAAUGAAACAAUUUUGAAAAAAAUGGGUUUGGUUUCCCUUCAAGUUUUUAUAUGCAGUUCAUGUCCGUCAUGUUUGGUAAACUGUUUGUGGUAUGUAUUUGGAUAGAAAAAUAAGAAACUGUUAUCUUCUUGUACUCUUUUCUUGUAUGUCAUAAUUUAUAUAGGAAACGAAAUUGGUCCAGGGUUAUACUGUAAAAGGUCAAGUCUGAAACAUUGUAUUGUGAAGUUCAAAUAUCAAUUCCCAAAAUGAUUGUCAUAUAAAUUAGCUGGUAUUGUUUCUUGCUCUGGUCUAGUGAUUCAUGUUUAUGACAAACUAUUUAUUCCUGUUGACAAGGGCAAUGGAUGUGGCCAUUUCAAGUUUUGGA
Cajanus cajan (pigeon pea) is the source of this 2529-nucleotide messenger RNA. RefSeq names its product Octicosapeptide/Phox/Bem1p family protein (gene PDE331). The record is from RefSeq and is a predicted model, not a curated record. Lineage: Eukaryota; Viridiplantae; Streptophyta; Magnoliopsida; Fabales; Fabaceae. Gene Ontology annotation, molecular function: protein binding.